Molecule: messenger RNA, 1049 nt
Organism: Chara braunii
Lineage: Eukaryota; Viridiplantae; Streptophyta; Charophyceae; Charales; Characeae
Source: the annotation of a GenBank genome assembly
GCCUAGAACUGUCAUCCGGUUGUGCACCUAUCACCAUGGUUGACACUCACAGUGGGAAGAGCACCACGCCCUACAGUAAGGCUCAAGAAGAGCAAACCGUCGCCAUCCUGAGAGAGAGGAGAGAGAAGAAGGAACUCCUUAGACAGGCGAAGAUGAAGAUGAUAGCAGAGAAGCAGGCGACAAAGAAAAAGAAGCCGGAGGAGGAGAUGAAAAGGUUGCAGCAAGAAGAGGAGGAGAGAAUGAGGGCUGCAGUAGAGGAAGAGGUUGAAGAGGAGGAGGAGCAGCCGAAAGAAGAGCCCCUCAGAAGAAGAAGAUUGGGGGAAGGAGUAAAGAGCAGUGGCACGAAGGAAGAUGACCCGUGGGUGGAGAAGAAGAUAAGUGAGUGGGUGGCUAAUUUAUUGCUGGGAGAAGAUGAAGGGGCAAUGUUAUAUAUAUCUCAGGAGGAGAAGGAAGCAGCAAUCAAGGAGAUCGAGGCGACGAGUGAUCCCCUAGAACGCCAGGCUAUAGAGAAUGAGAAGAGGUUGGACUGGAAGUUACGCCUAGCGAGAGAGAAGAAGAGGAGGAUGGAGGAAGCCAACCGGAUGGCUAGAGAAGUGGAGAGUUUACAAACAUCUAGACAGGAAGUAGAGGCCCAGCCUGAUAUCCUGGCCAAGUUUGACAAGAUCCUUGGGAGCAUCGAGCUCUUAGGCAGGGCCUGGACCGAGCACCAUCAGUCUGUAAGGGGCCAAGACAUGGCCCUCCACUCCAUCCGGUCUGGUUUCGAGGACUUCGCGCGCGAUGUAAUGACCCACGUCGGGACCGAAGUCAGAAAGUUAAGAAGCGCAGAGAAAUUCUGUGCAGGCGCCAUCGAAGGCGCCAGAGUAGUGGCCGCUGCAAAGAGUGAAGGGCAUCCCUACAAAGAGUCUGUCAAGCUCAAGUUUCCUGACUCUUAUGGCGGGAAAAAAGACGAAAAMUUUGAUAACUAGGAGGCUAGUAUUGACACAUACGUGUACUUGCAACUUACAGCACCAGAGGAACAAGUCCUCGUGGCUUUCCAUGCAUUACGAGAC